AUGUUCGAAAGAAUCACAUGGAAAUCGUAUGUGUGGUGGUGCCGCGUCGCGAAGGGUUUCGAUGAACGAUGGCGAAACGACAACGCUUUGCAUGUGUAUUCAGCGACCGUCGUCGCGGCGGGCACCGAAGACAUCAAGUCUUUACGUUGUCAUGUUCUAGAAUAUGCCUCUAUUGCAACGUCCGCUGCUUCUGUUCCAAUGAACUCAAGAAGGGAAGGUAUUUCCAUUUCAUCAUCGUCCGGCAACCGCCAGUUCUUCGUCGAUGGUGGAAUCCGGCGUAUCCUUCACGACCGACCGUCGUCGAUUGUCGUCGUCAAGCCUUCGGUGCAGGAUGGGGGUACCACAGCAUUCAGCGACUCGCUGCGGAAGAUGACUUUGAAUCCGGUCGGCGGCGGUGGCAUCACAGGCACUCCUCGGUUGCAGCUUGCAACAUCGGUGACUUCCUCCUCCUCGUCGUCCGACAAUCCGUGCCCUUUAGGCAACGUCAUUCUUCGAGGCAACCAACUGGUCAUGAUUCCGUCGCAACUGUGCAAGGCGACAGCCGGUGCUGGGGGUAGCGGUGAUCAGCGGACUGCAAAUCGCUUCGGUGGCACCCGGGUCAUCUCCACGUGCGACCCAUCUUCGGUCAAGGGUGUCGUAACUCAGCCGCUCAGGGCGACGGUCGCCGCUGCCUGCUCUCCUUCUACUAUCCCUUCGUCCAAUGCCACCCCACAGCCGAUCGUCGUCACUCCCGUUCACCGCCUUUCGACGCCCACUCAGCGAGUUCGUCUUUCGUUCGACCCUCACCAGCAUCGUCGUGUUACUCUUGGCGGAGGUGGCAGUGCUGGAGGCGUGGGAGUAGGGGUCGGAGUCAUGGCCCCUUCUUCCACAGCCUCUGGCGAAGACCUGACGAGAACUAGAGUUCUACCGAUGACCGGUGCCACCGCUUCUGCCAUAGGAAUGCAGCAGCUUACGUCGUCGUCCACCACCAGCGCUGUCCGGAAGCAGAACGUGAUGAUCGUCCGGACAAAGCCAGCGAAUCCCUCCGACCAUUCGUCCGGCCAGACAACCCAUUACGUGAAGACAGACGUCAAGGUGUUAACGACUCCGAAAAGUCACACGUUUCGCUUCCUCAUUCCUUCUCAAACGCAGCAACAAGUGAAGCCAGAAGUGGUCGUUUCCAGCCUUUCGGACGUGGGUGCCACUCCCACUACAAAUGCUGCUUGCUUCGCCCCGUCAUAUGCCGUAAGUAGACGACCAACAGUCGACAUGGUGUCCUGUAUUUUCAUAGCUUUUGUAACGUUGUUCGGUUGGAGCAUUUGCACCAGUUUACUUAUUUAAAA
Soboliphyme baturini is the source of this 1322-nucleotide messenger RNA. The record is from the annotation of a GenBank genome assembly. Lineage: Eukaryota; Metazoa; Nematoda; Enoplea; Dioctophymatida; Soboliphymatidae.